Messenger RNA from Suillus subaureus, 483 nucleotides. RefSeq lists its product as uncharacterized. Lineage: Eukaryota; Fungi; Basidiomycota; Agaricomycetes; Boletales; Suillaceae. Bases 166 to 483 code for a protein of 105 amino acids. The transcript has 2 exons. The record is from RefSeq and is a predicted model, not a curated record.
CCAACUUUUAUUUCAUCCCAUUCUGCUGAUGUUAUCCCGUCUGACAUUUGUUUUACCAAAUCCACUUCCGACACCCUCAACUCCAUCAAUGUCCUACUGGACAAGUUGCUCUAUAGCAUACCUAAUACAGCUCGGUCGUUCAGCCCUUCCUGACUGAGGACCGCAAUGCACAAAGUUCUACCAACCACCCUGUGCAAAAAAGCUAUACUUAAGGCUGAGACAGAACUCAGAGUGUACUAUCAGCAUACAGUUACCGCUGUAGGUUUGGACCCUGGGCAUCCGAGGUACAUUUUGUGUGUUAUACUUAGUCAUACCUCAACACUUCCGUGUAUGCUUAAGUAUCUGACUUUAAGUGACACAGACAAGAAUCCAGAUGCUGAAAAUCAUGUCAAUGAACAUAUACUUGCAGAUAGUAUCCCUUCUCCCAAGCAGGAAGUCCUUUCACCAGCAUCACUCUAUGAUCUAACUGCCAUCAUUGAGUAA